Engraulis encrasicolus (European anchovy) is the source of this 1985-nucleotide messenger RNA. RefSeq names its product TRAF interacting protein with forkhead associated domain (gene tifa). Bases 200 to 844 code for a protein of 214 amino acids. The transcript has 3 exons. The record is from RefSeq and is a predicted model, not a curated record. Lineage: Eukaryota; Metazoa; Chordata; Actinopteri; Clupeiformes; Engraulidae. Gene Ontology annotation, molecular function: protein binding. Gene Ontology annotation, biological process: canonical NF-kappaB signal transduction.
UAACCAGCUCCCCCGUGUGAGCACUACACACACACCAUUGAACCACCCAUAUCUGCCUUGUUUACGGAGAUGUAUGUCAGACGAAGUCUUAAAGCAGCACAGAAGUUUAGCAGUAGACUUGACUGAUUAGAGGCAAGCAAAGGUGAAGGAGCAGCAGGCUGCCCGUAUCAACAACGACAACUACAACAAUAUCACCAAGAUGGCGGUGUGUCAGUCAUCUGAGACGGACGAGCUUCUGACCUGCCUCCGCGUGCAGCUGUACCACCCCGAGCCACACAGCCUCUUCGCCAACCUGCCCAUGAACCAGAGGCUGCGGCGAGAGGCCGAGGACCCGCUGCGACUGGGGCGCACGGCCGGCGCCUGCGAGUUCAUCCUCAACGACAACCGGGUGUCCCGGAAGCAGCUGUCCCUGCAGGCUUUCCGACGCCCAGGGAGCACCGAGAUGCGCUUCAACGUCCAGAACCUCAGCCGACGCAAGCCGGGCCUACAGGUCAACGGCAUAGACGUCGGGUAUCUGAACAUAGCCGAGCUGCCCGACAAGGCCCUGGUUCGCUUCGGGCGCUACGAGCUGCUGAUCUUGCGUGAGGUGGGAGAUUGCGAGAGCCACUUUGAGGUGCUGUUCGAGUGGCGAGGGGUGCCGCCGUCGCAGGAGAUGGGGCUCGGGGCGGCCGAUAGAGUGGCCGUGAUGGAGUCGGGAGUUGCUGCCCUGGCACUUUCUCCUCCUGCGACACCAGGUGGAGAUGAUCCGUCCACGCUGCGGGUGAUGGACGUUCCUCGUUCCAACAAUGUACCGUCGGAAUCGGACGAGAAUUUCUUAACCUGCACUGGUCAUACGAAGAAUUGAAAUUACGUUUCUUACUUUCCGAUGGAGACAUAGACAUACUAUACAUACUUCAGGUAUAGAAAUAGACAUACACAAUAAGACAUGCAGACAUUGAAGGCCAAGAUUGAAAUAUAGAGAACAUGGUAUAAUAAAUAGCCUAGAUGUAUUUGUGUUGUGCAGUGGUGCUAGCCUGGUGUUACCAUACCCUCAUACACAUUUCAUUCAUACAGAGGGUCUAAAACUGCCCAGUUGGAAAGCGAUUAGUGGUGGGAGGUUUGAUCUCCAUUUAAAUUUGAAAUGUGUGUCUUACUCAAUCGCUAACUUUUGGUCAUGAUAUUGAAAAAACGAGUACCCAGUCCUCGUCGUGGGAGGGGUGAACAAUGUUGAAGUUAGAAAAGCAUCUCCUUUAAAGUGCCUCCCUUGUCCCGCCGCCCCUCAUACUUGUAUGUUCAGCUUGUUGCCUGGUAACAAGACCACCCCCAAGAACAUCCAGACAUAACAUGGAAGGAUUUUUUUUUUUUUUUUUUUUACUGGAGCGCUUAAGUCUGGAAAGGCCAGGCUACAGUGGUGCAUCACAAAAUGAAAGUCAAAGUGUACUUCAUAUUCAAAUCAUGUCAAAGUGUACCUUAUUUAUUAUUGUCGUGAACAAAUUUAUACAUGAACAAAACAUUUCAUAGACGUUCUGAUGCUUUGUGUGUGUUCUCUUAUGGAAGAUGCUUUGGAUGAAGUGCACAUAUGGUACUUAUUUUCGGAUUUUCAUUGGAUAACUUGAAGCCCAAGUGAGUUGAGUUAUGAAAUCGGCAACCCAAAGUGCAAAAGUGCUGGCAGGGAAACAUACAGUACAUGGCAUGCACAUUCAUGUUGGAUAUCCGUCGUUAGUUUUCACAAAUUGCGCCAACUGUGCCUUGAUCUAAACUUGAGCUUUCUGAAUGAAGUGUGUUUUUAUAUGUUUAUGUAGUGUUUGAAAUGGUAGAGUAUUUAUUCCACUUUAAACAAAUAUGUGAACGUGGCUAAGCCACAACCAGUUACCAAAAUCAUGUUACUCCACACUCCAAGUUGAUUGAAGUCCAAUAAAUAGUUAUAGACUGUCUAUAGAUGAGCAAACCUUUUAUGGAAAGAAAACUUGUAACUGUGACAUUCGUACAUACUGUAUUACAUAGAC